UGGAUUUUGUAUCCAAAUUUGUGAUCCUGCUCGACUGUGUGGCUCUGGCCAUGUACAAGCCCUAUGAACAAAAGAGCGCCACUGAAGAGGUAUUGCAGGGCGUUGUCUUUGCAUUCUUCAUAGUGGAAAUGCUCAUAAAAAUGGUGGCCCUGGGUGUCUUUGGCUACCUUAGCAACCACUGGAACAAGUUCGAUGUCUUUAUCAAUUCCGGAAAACUGCUGGAUUAUGUCCUGGCUUCCUUCGGCAUCCCCUGGGAAAUCUCCAAAGCACUGGGCCCAGUGAGACUGAUGGGCAGAGAACCAAGCAUGCGAGCCAUGGUGAAAGUACUCUUGGACACCGCGCCCAUGCUUGCCAAUGUCCUUGUCCUCUAUAUCUUCAUCGUCCACAUCUUUGCUGUUGUGGGGGUCCAGCUGUGGGCGGGGCAGCUGCUUAAUCGCUGCUUCCUGGGAGAGGACAUUCCUGCAAUGUACAAUAUGUCCUUGUCUCCAUACUAUAUGUCCGCGUUUGGAGAAAAGGUACCGUUUAUCUGCUCACCUGACAACAAGAAUGGAAUGCUACGCUGCAGUGAUGUGCCACCUUACAUGGAGGAUGGUGAAAUCUGUUCGUCGCCCGCUCCCCACCAUGUUCCUGAGUUAGUCCCUGCGGUUGCUGGGGACAGCGCUGACACCUCCUGUGUUAACUGGAACAUGUACUACAACAUCUGUCGUGCCGGGGACCUCAACCCUCACAUGGGAGCUGUGAGCUUCGACAACAUCGGCUACGCCUGGUCAACAAUAUUCCAGGUUAUCACACUAGAAGGAUGGGCCGAGAUCAUGUUUUUCGUCAUGGAUGCUCAUUCCUUCUGGAGUUUUGUGUUCUUCAUCCUGGUCACCAUUAUGGGCUCCUUCAUCAUGAUGAACGUGUGUGCAGUUGUCAUCGCCACCCAGUUCUCAGAGAACAUGAAGACCACUACUGGAGAUCAAGGUGUUGGUGCUGGUUCUAUCGCACAUAUCUUUCACAAGUUAAGCUGCUGGGUGGAAGAGCUCUACAGCAGAUACUACAGUCGUCAUAACAGGGUGCACCCUGAUGGCAGCAGGAAGGAUUCCUCACUGAUUCAGGCCUGGAUCCCAUUCCAGAGAAAACUGAAGAGGAUGGUCAGAAGCAAACUCUUCGACAGAGUUAUCAUGUUUGUUGUGUUCCUCAGUGUUCUCACCAUGGCCAUAGAGCACCACAAGCAGCCGAAGGAGUUGACGAGCAUGUUAAAGAUCUGCAACAACAUCUUCACCUUUGUGUUUGUUGUGGAGAUGAUCUUAAAGCUGAUGGCUCUCUCGUGGAGAUACUUUUGCGACCCAAACAACAUCUUUGACUUUGCCAUUGUGAUGAUCAGUUUGUGGGAGCUAAUUGCUAAAGCUGAUGGCAAGAUGUCGGUCAUGCGUGCGUUUCGUCUGCUGCGGUUUGUGAGGCUGGUUCACUUCCUUCCCUACCUGAAGCAACAGCUGCUUGUGCUGAAGAUUACCCUGCAAAAGGCAGCCGUGCUCUGUGGGCUGCUGGUCUUUUUCAUGUUGAUUUUUAGUGUAUUGGGCAUGCAGCUGUUCGGCGACAAAUUUAGUUACGAGGCACCAAAUGGAGACAUCAUCACAGACCGGAAAAACUUUGACAACCUACUCUGGUCCAUGGUGACUGUUUUCCAGAUUUUGACUCUGGAGGACUGGAAUCUCGUGCAAAGCAACGCCAUGGCUGCUACCUCACCGUGGGCCGCUCUCUACUUUGUGGCACUCAAUGUGAUUGGAAGACAUGUUCUCCUCAACAUACUUGUAGGCAUUGUUGUUCAGAGCUUCCAGGAUAGGUCUACCAAUGAAGAAUCCAUCUCUUCAGUAACAGAUGACGAGACAAAUAGUUCCUCAGUACUCACCCAAGACUGCUCAGCCCCAGAGGACAAAACUGCACCCACAGACACCAGUGAUGACUAUAGAUCUUUGAGUUUGAUCCAGAGAGUGCUCGCCUGGUGCAAAGACCAUGAAGAAUGGUCUUUCUAUGUGUUUUCUCCUCAGAACAGGUUCCGUGUCUGUUUGCAACGUUUGAUCUCUCACACCGCGUUCGACCACGUGAUUCUGUUCUUCAUCCUCCUGAGCUGUGUCACCAUUGCUAUGGAGAGGCCUGAGAUUGACCCUCAGAGCAUGGAGCGAUGGAUCCUGGAUAUAUCCAACUACGUAUUCUCUGCUGUCUUCCUGGUGGAGAUGAUUUUCAAGGUCCUAGCUCUUGGUCUGCUGUUUGGGAAGGAGAACUACUGCCAGUCUUCCUGGAACAUGGUGGAUGGUUUGCUAGUGUUUCUGUCUUUUGUCGACAUCUUCGUGUCUCUGGCGAGCACAGGCAACAACAGGCUGGGAAUUCUUAAAGUCUUACGCCUGCUCCGCACACUUCGCCCCCUGAGAGUGAUCAAGCGAGCCCCGAAACUGAAGCUGGCUGUGGAGGCUUUGAUUGCCUCGGUUAAACCUAUCGGGAACAUUGUUCUCAUUUGCUGUGCCUUCUUCUUCUUCUUUGGCAUCCUUGGGGUGCAGCUGUUCAAGGGGAAGUUCUACCACUGCGUGGGUGAGGACAUACGACACAUCAACAGCAAGUCUGACUGUCUGACGGCCAACUAUCUCUGGAAACGGAAGACGUACAACUUUGACAGUCUGCCUCAGGCUCUGAUGGCCUUGUUUGUAAUGUACUCUAAGGACGGCUGGAUGAACGUCAUGUAUGAUGGACUGGAUGCUUCGGAAGUAGACAAACAGCCUGUGAUGAACCACAAUGAAUGGAUGCUUCUGUUUUUCAUUCCAUUCAUGGUCCUGAGCUUCGUUCUCCUCGACAUGUUUGUCGGCGUCAUGGUGGAGACUUUCCAUCACUGUCAGCAGGAGCAAAAAAAAGGAGACGAACACUCACAAAAAGAGGCUGGAGAAGCAGGGGAAGACCUGAGCAAGGUGGAAACCCCAUAUUACGCACACUACUCCCCCAUCCGUCAGUCUAUCCACACACUGUGUACCAGCAACUUCUUGGACCUCUUCAUGACUUUCAUAAUUGUCCUCAGCGUCUUGGUGAUGGCUUUCGAACAUUAUAAUCAACCUCAGUGGGUAGAGAAGCUUGUGGAGUAUUCCUACCAUGUGGCUACAGCUAUCCUCAUCAUUGAAGUCCUGCUGAAGCUCUUGGCAUUUGGUGUGCUAAGAUUCUUAAAUGUCAGCUGGAAUCUGCUGGACGUUGCUAUCGUCAUAGUGUCCAUCAUCAGCAUUAUUUUCAACGAGAUGAAUGUGGCGGAUGCUAUUCUCAUUAACCCCAGCAUCCUGAGGGUCUUCAGAAUACUCAGACUAGCACAAGUGCUGAAGGCUAAAAAGAUCAGAGUUCUGCUGAAGACCAUUAUCAAGACCCUGUCGCAGGUUGGAAACAUUUGCCUCCUCUUCAUGUUCUUCUUUUUUAUCUAUGAUGCGCUGGGAGUGGAGCUGUUUGGCAAGCUAGAAUGUACUGAGGAUAACCCGUGCCUGGCUCUCAAUCGGCACGCCAACUUCAAGCAUUUUGGGAAGGCCCUGCUCACACUCUACCAAGUAUGCACCGGAGACAACUGGAGCAACAUUAUGAAAGACACGCUGAGGGAGUGCCAUCCUGGGGAUAACAGCUGUUCCAGUUACCUGUCGUGGGCCUCUCCAAUCUACUACAGCACCUUUGCUGUUACGGCCCAGUUUGUGUUGGUGAACCUGGUGGUGGCAGCAAUAAUGCAAGCACUGGAGGACUCCAGCGUGGAGGAGGAAGCGGUGCACACCGAGCCAGCUCAGCCGUCUCCAGGGGAGAGCGGGACCUCCAGUAGCACUAGCCGCAUCCGCACAGCCGGGCCCUCAGAGUAGAGCCACGCACAGACGUGGUCAGGUGUAAAAACUUUCCACUUUGGGUGGACAAAACUACUGGAUAUUGUAAACAUGCAUAUAUGUUUUUUUCUUUUUAUUCCUUUAUUUACAUAUAUAUAUCAUUUUAACGCUGGGCAUUCUAAAGUGCUCACAUAUUUCCAUAUUCAGCCUUUCUUAACUCAGUUUGUAUAUUGAUAUGUGCAUUUUAUACUUCAUUAUCUGUCUCCUCCAUUUCCUUUUGUUGUGAUAGAUUUUCCUAGUUCAAAUGAAACUCCUCUAAUAACACUGACUGCACUAUGCAUUUUCUAGUCUGAAUGACAAUUUCAUUUGCAGACCAAGUCAAUGUGUCCUAUGGUUGCCCUUGACAAAUUUAAGUUCCCCACAUUCCAAACUUGGUCUGGCCCAGUGAAGGCCCACGCAGUCCUCGUACAUUGUGCAUGAACUACAGUCCAUAGGUGGUCCAGAUCUGCGUCUUUAGUCAGCUUGGACUAUGGAAUUUACAUUUUUUCUUCAACUCUCGUAUUAUCACAUCUUUUCCUUUUUCCUUUUGUUGCUAUUAUUGUUAUUAUUAGUUAACAUG
Molecule: messenger RNA, 4431 nt
Organism: Dicentrarchus labrax (European seabass)
Lineage: Eukaryota; Metazoa; Chordata; Actinopteri; Moronidae
Product: voltage-dependent T-type calcium channel subunit alpha-1H-like
Exons: 31
Coding region: 51-3851 (1266 amino acids)
Biological process (GO): sodium ion transmembrane transport; positive regulation of calcium ion-dependent exocytosis; calcium ion transmembrane transport
Cellular component (GO): plasma membrane; neuron projection; voltage-gated calcium channel complex
Molecular function (GO): low voltage-gated calcium channel activity; voltage-gated sodium channel activity
Source: RefSeq, a predicted model, not a curated record